This is a messenger RNA of Phalaenopsis equestris, 381 nucleotides long. RefSeq names its product E3 ubiquitin-protein ligase RING1-like. The coding region runs from base 1 to 381 and encodes 126 amino acids. Lineage: Eukaryota; Viridiplantae; Streptophyta; Magnoliopsida; Asparagales; Orchidaceae. The record is from RefSeq and is a predicted model, not a curated record. Gene Ontology annotation, cellular component: cytoplasm. Gene Ontology annotation, molecular function: ubiquitin protein ligase activity. The transcript has a single exon. Gene Ontology annotation, biological process: protein ubiquitination.
AUGGAUGCGUUUGAGGUAGGGAACGAGACAAUGCAGAUGUCUUGCAAGCACGUUUACCACGAGAAUUGCAUCGUUCCGUGGCUAAAACUGCAUAAUUCUUGCACGAUGUACAGGUACAAGCUCCCCACCGACGAUCCUGAUCACGUGUCGCUAGAUAUUAGAGCGGCAGAUGCUAGUGUGGGGCGAAGUGGAGGAACGAGGCUGGCUUCAGCGGCCGGGGAAGAAGAAAGAAGAAGUUCGGGACGCAAGGCAAUGCAGAGGAGGGUUAGAAUCUCGCUUUCGCGGUCUUUGAGAGGUUUUGGUUCACAUGCUCAGCGGAGCGAUAAUGGUGAAGAUACGAACGAUAGUUACAAUAAUUCUAGCUUGGAUGAGGAUUUUUAA